UUCCACGAACGCGGACAAGAAAGAAAAAGAGUGAGUAUACCUUUUCCCAAAUUUCAUUUCUCGUCGUUUCAUUUCAUAUCUCGCGUCAAGAAGCACCGGUGAGUCUCAAAACCAAAUCAAUUCAUUAUUUAUUUAUUUUUUAGAUUUUUUAAUAAUUUUUCAACAAUUUUCGUCUUUCAUGAGUGGUGGAUCUUGUUCACUGCUCACUGAUGGAGAGAUCUAAGAGUUAAUUUCGGAAUUAUUAUGGAAUUAGGGUUAGGGUCAUCUUAAUAAACAAGCAACAUAAACUGAGUUUAGUGGAUAAGAGGUUCAAAUUUUGAUAGAGAGUUAUCUUGUUCAAUGUUUUUUUGAUUUGGGGGGAGUAAAAAUUAGGGCAUGAUUAAAUUAGACGAGAAAAUGAAAGGUUUGAUAAGUAGAAUGGUUCCGUUAGGGGCACCUAUAGCUGAUAAUGAAGAUGAGAUUGAUUAUUCAUUUGCUAUGGAGUAUCAAGGACCACCUGUUACUUACGAUCUUCCUCGAGCCGUUCCGAUUGAUAUUAAACAAAUACCUACUGCUUCUGUUGUUGCGCCGACAUCUUUGUCUGAUAAGAUGUUGUUACCGGUUGUUCAGCCAAUACUGAUACCUGAUUCUGUUAGUAAAGAUCAGCUGAAAGAGACAGUGUUGGUUUCUGAAUGCGUUGUUGUUUCUCCAACAUCUGUAAUUGCAUUUGAGAAGAGAGUAAGAGAUGGGAAUGAGUGUGGAGUAUCUAGUGAGUUUAGUAGUUUGGGUACUUCAAGAUUUUCAAAUGGGCUUGAUCAGUCUUGUGAGUUGUCGGAUAUGGUUGAUAGCUCCGGGGGUUUAGGUUAUCGAGACGGUCAGGAGUGCUUGGGUGAGUUGUCACAUACAGGAAGCAGCUCAGACAGGUUAGGAACUUCUGAUUGCAAAGUUCAUGAGUGUUCAGCUGUCUUAGGGUUGUCCGAUGGCCAUGAGUGCUCUGGUGAUUUUUCACACAUAGGAAGCAGCUGGGGUACAUUAGGAAUUUCUAGUGAUAAGGGUCAAUCUGGUGAGAUUAGGAGUUCAGAAAUUUUGGCGUCUUUAGAAGAUUGUGAAGAGAAUGUUGAUUUUUUAAAUGAUACGGAUCCUCAGGAUUGGGUAUCAUCCGAGUUGAGCUCACAAUUUCUGUCUUCGGCGGAAUCUUCGUUCAAGGCUGAGGAUUCUUGUAAUUCGCCUCUGACUCGUGGUAAGAAAGCAGCAAUUGUCAAAUUCCGUGAUGUCAAAUCUGGUGACAUAGUUCACGAACAUUACAGUGGUGCUGAACCUGAAGUUGUCCUAGAAAAGAAAGUACCUGAAACCAAAGUAAAGAAAGGGUUGUGUUAUCGGUGCCAGAAAGGAAAUCGUUUCACAGAAAAGGAGGUUUGCAUCGUCUGUAAUGCCAAGUAUUGCAGUAAUUGUGUUCUUAGGGCAAUGGGCUCGAUGCCCGAGGGAAGGAAAUGUGUUACUUGCAUCGGCUAUCCUGUAGAUGAAUUAAAACGCAAGGGAUUAGGAAAAUGUUCACGCAUUCUCAAAAGGUUGCUCAGUGAGUUGGAAAUUCGACAAAUAAUGGAGGCAGAGAAGUUAUGUGAGGCCAAUCAGCUACAAGCCGAGUAUGUCUAUGUGAACCGACAACAGCUUUCUCAAGAUGAGUUAGUUUGUUUGCAGAAUUGCCCAAAUCCACCAACAAAGUUAAAACCUGGGCGUUAUUGGUACGAUAAGGUCUCUGGGCUUUGGGGAAAGGAAGGUCAGAAGCCUUGCAAGAUCAUUAGCCCCCAUCUGAAUGUUGGGGGACCAAUCAUGGCAGAUGCUAGCAAUGGAAACACGCUAGUAUUUAUGAAUAAUCGUGAGAUCACUAAGGUGGAGCUACGCAUGUUUCAGUUGGCAGGAGUCCAAUGUGCUGGAAACCCUCACUUCUGGGUUGAUGAGGAAGGGUCAUACCAGGAGGAAGGGCAGAAGAAUAUUAAAGGAAAUCUAUGGAGCAAGGCUGGAAUGAAGCUGGUCUGUGCUGUUUUAUCACUGCCAAUCCCUAAUAAGGCUGCAAAUAUUUCUGGCGAAGAGGUAAUUAAUCAGGUCAACGGAGCUCUUCCAGAUUAUCGGAAAGGAAUGCUUCAGAGGCUACUUUUAGUGGGAUACAAUGGAUCUGGUACUAGCACAAUAUUUAAGCAGGCCAAAAUCUUAUAUAAGCCUGAUCCAUUUUCGGAAGAGGAGCGUGAAAAUAUUAAGUUGACAAUUCAGAGCAACGUGUACAAAUAUCUGGGUAUACUACUUGAAGGCCGUGAACGUUUUGAAGAAGAAAUACUGAAGGAAAUACGAAGUAAGCGGUUGCUUGACCAACCUGAUGCUUCAGGGAUCUGUGAGGAAGGAGAUAGUAAAACUAUCUAUUCCAUUGGCACGAGGUUGAAAUCAUUUUCCGAUUGGCUUCUUAAAGUAAUGGUUUCAGGUAACUUGGAAGCUAUUUUCCCUGCCGCUACUCGUGAGUAUGCUCCAUUAGUUGAAGAAUUAUGGAAAGAUGCUGCCAUUCAAGAAACAUUUAACAGGAGAAGUGAACUUCAAAAGCUAUCUGGGGUUGCUAGUUAUUUUCUGGAACGGGUUGUUGAUAUAUCAAUGGCAGACUAUGAGCCAACCAAUACGGACAUCCUUUAUGCCGAGGGUAUAACUUCGUCCAAUGGCCUUGCGUGCAUGGAUUUUUCAUUCCCCCUGUCGACUCAUGAUGACAACAUGGAUGCUUCCGCUCAGCAUGAGCAGUAUCUUAGGUAUCAGCUUAUUAGAGUACAUACUAGAGGUCUCGGGGAAAAUUGCAAGUGGCUAGAGAUGUUUGAAGAUGUUGGAAUGACUAUCUUUUGUGUUUCAUUGAGCGAUUACGACCAGUUUUGUGAUGAUGGGAAUGGGGUGCUCAUAAACAGGAUGGAUGCGAGCAGGAGACUCUUCGAGAGUGUCAUUACUCAUCCAGUGUUUGAAGAGAGGGAUUUUCUUUUGAUACUCAACAAAUUUGAUCUUCUCGAAGAAAAGAUUGAACGGGUCCCGCUAACCAUAUGUGACUGGUUCCAUGACUUCAACCCAGUGGCUAGCCGCAAUCGGUCCAAUAGUGGCAGCAGCAUUAGUACUGGGGCUCCAGCUCUGGCUCAGCUGGCUUUCCACUAUAUUGCGGUCAAGUUCAAAAAACACUUCGCAUCUCUCACCGGACGUAAGCUGUAUGUUUCCAUGGCUAAUGGACUGGAGUCUAGUAGUGUGGAUGAUGCUCUAAGAUAUUCGAGGGAGAUUCUGAAAUGGGAUGAAGAAAGAGCUAACUUCAGUGCUAGCGAGUACUCAAUUUAUAGCACCGAGGCUAGCAAUUCAGCUUGAUAUGGAAUGUAAUAAACAGUCUUGUAUAGAUAUCCUGUUACAUUGUUAGAAAAAUGUUUGUUGUAUAUAUACAAGUUUUUGUAAAGUGCACACGAAAGAACUGAAUGUGCUCUUGAGAGCAUUUAAUUGCCAAGGAGUUGUGUGAUCCUUGGGUGCUUACCGAUUGUCCUUUCUGUUGUACCAUGCACUGUUUUAUGGACUUACUAAUUUAGUAUCCACAUUUGAAA
Molecule: messenger RNA, 3581 nt
Organism: Papaver somniferum (opium poppy)
Lineage: Eukaryota; Viridiplantae; Streptophyta; Magnoliopsida; Ranunculales; Papaveraceae
Product: extra-large guanine nucleotide-binding protein 1-like
Exons: 8
Coding region: 376-3354 (992 amino acids)
Biological process (GO): adenylate cyclase-modulating G protein-coupled receptor signaling pathway
Cellular component (GO): heterotrimeric G-protein complex
Molecular function (GO): guanyl nucleotide binding; G-protein beta/gamma-subunit complex binding; GTPase activity
Source: RefSeq, a predicted model, not a curated record